CUCCCUCCUGCCAGUGGUUCUUCCCAGCAUCUCUCCAGCAGCAGACUCAAAGACUUGUGCGACCAUCGCGACGCGCAACAGAAGGCUCCUUCUCACCAUCCAGGACCGUACGGCGCACAGGACAACUUUCCCUCACCGCACCACACAUGGCUGUGCCUUUGCGCAAAAGCGUCUUGGAAGAAACUGAUGGGAUCCUAAGAUAGAAAAGACAGCAGCAAACUAGCUCAAAGGAGAAUUUUUUUUCUUUCUUUCAAGAGACUAUUCUCUCUCUGUCCAGACAAUGUUCUCAAAACGCAUAACAGGAUAUCCAAUUCUUACAGUGUAAUCAUCCCGCUGUAGCAGCUCCGACGCAUAACCCGAAAUCCUCGCUUCAGAGAUGGAUCUGUGGGGAGUUUAUCUGUUUCACCUCAUAACUUUGGCCCUGUUAGAGGUUAUUCUGGCUGGCAGAGACUGCUUGGUGGCUGGAGACUCCUGUUCGAGCGAUGAGACUUGCAGUCCUCGUCUACGUACUUUGCGUCAGUGUGUGGCAGGCAAUGGCAGCAUGAAGCUGGGUCCCGGUGCCAGAAGCCAGUGUGCCAACGCAGUGUCCGCCCUACUUUCCAGUCCUUUACAUGGCUGCCAGUGUAAACGAGGAAUGAAGAAGGAGAAGAACUGCCUGAGCAUCUACUGGAGCCUUCACCAGUCUAUCAUACAUGGGCUCAACCUGGUGGAGAGUUAUCCCUAUGAGACGGUGCAGAGGGAUUACGAUUAUGUCCGCUUGGCCUCUAUUACAGCUGACUCUGAUGUUGGCAUGACAACUGUGAAUCGCUGCCUGGAUGCAGCCAAGGCUUGCAAUGUGGACGACUUGUGCCAGAAGCUUCGCACAGAAUAUGUCUCAGCUUGCAUCAAACCCACUGCCAAGUCGGGCUUGUGCAACCGGCCUAAAUGCAAUAAGGCCCUGCGCAGGUUCUUUGACCGCGUUCCUGCCGACUACACUCACGAGCUGCUCUUCUGCCCGUGUACGGACACAGCAUGUGCAGAGCGUCGCAGGCAGACCAUCGUGCCCAGCUGCUCUUAUGAAAGUGUGGAAAAGCCUAACUGCAUUACACAAAUGAGGAUCUGCAAUGCCGACUAUGUGUGCAGGUCUCGUCUGGCUCAGUUUCAGUACGACUGCGAACCCUCCAAAACAUCUGCCAACGGCUGCAAGCAAGGGAACUUUGGAGCUUGUCUCCUCGCCUACACAGGGCUUAUAGGAAGUACAAUAACUCCCAACUAUGUUGACAACUCCACAUCCAGCGUGGCCCCAUGGUGCUCCUGCUCAGCCAGUGGGAGCCGGAGAGAGGAGUGUGAUAAUUUCCUGGGAUAUUUCACCGACAACAUCUGUCUCAGGAAUGCUCUCAUGACGUUUGGAAGUGAAUCAGACCAGCAGCCGACUCCAAGCCAGUACAGCACAACCAGCCACGGCAGCGGAGAAAACAGAAGCACGACUUCUCCACCAGAAACCGUAGAAACUAUGAGGAACUUUCUGGAUACGAUAAUGCCAACACAGGCCCUGGGAAAUGAGCUACUCGUGGGUCACUCCACCCUGCCAUCCAAUAGCCUGCCAAACUCUGCCUCACCUCGCAGCCUAAUGCUUCAAGCUGCCUCCAGCCUUCUGUUGUUGCUCCUUCAUCUCCUCAACAAUGGACACUGAAGACUGCAGGAGAAGCUAAGACCCUCCUAGUAUUGAGCAGAUUGAAUGAACAGUGCAGUUAAGAGGAAAAUGAACCAUGUGGCGUUAUUCCUUCCUCUAAAUAUGUACAGCAAUUUUGUUUUUCUAUUUUUGUGUCAGAACAGUCCGGCUCAACCUGCCAGUGUUCUCACUCAGAGUGUGGGAACCUUCUGCAGACAGAUGCCAGUCUUUACAUUUGUACAUUACUGUUGCGAUCAAGUCAAGUUGAAAUGAAGUCACUGCUGCGUUUGUGGACUAACCCAGUUUUCAACUAUCCAGUUGUAUCCGUAUUCAAAGUUACAAUUACAUAUAAAGCAGAUGUGUAUGAUACAAAGAGAUGAAGUAUGUAGCUGUGAAGAUUUGCAUUACCAACAGAAGGUCUUGUUUGAAGUAGUGUAUGGGAAAAUAACUGCAGUAAACCAGUGAACUUGAUAUUUUCUCUGGCCUCAGUGUAUAAAGUGUUCAGAAAGAUGCUGGAGAAGACUCUCCACUGACUCAAACAGGACCUUUAUUUCUGUCCAAUGCUGGAAUAGUGAAGAAUCAAAGAGACAAUCCUGGACGAGUGCACUGAUUCUACAAUGUCCAGCACCACUAUUGAGAAGAGAUGUGGCAAACAACCUUGACAUAUUAAUCAUCCUUUCCAUCGAGACUGUUGGCCUUUCUCGGACUCUCUCACACCAUGUCAUUUGUUAUUGUUAAAGCUACCGAAGCUGUUUAUAGAAAAUAUAAGUCCUUGGUGUUGAUCAGCAAAGACAGGUUUGUGGGCUUGAAAGGAAAUGACCAGAGAAGCAGUAACUCUUUACCUGUGCUGCUGUGCUAUGUGUUUGUGAGCGUAAUACCCUUUUAUUUCUCAUUGUGUAAGUGAACAUUGCUAUACUGAACUCUGAGUUUUCGUGCCAGAGACGGAAGUGAAUGAUUUGAUUUAGUGAGUGUCGCCAACACCAGUACGGAGCCUGUUAGAGAUUUGACAGUAAUGAAUGAUUCAGUAUUUUCUGUUCUUGGGACCUGCUAGAGAAUUCUGAACAGGAAGAGAGGUGCGGCAAAUAAAAGUUCUCAGAUCAUUAUGUAUGCACAUCAUAGCAUCAUUCAACCUUUCUUUUUUAAUUAAAUGAAAAAUGCUUUGUUAGGCGCUAUUGAAAUGAACGCUCUUUGAGUAUGUUUUUCAGGACACAGACAACGCCUAAAUGAAAUUGUGUUUACCUAAACAGUUGUACAACUUCCAGGAGCACUUUGGAGUGCAUUAUUUGAAGUGGGACUAUAACAGGAUUUACAGCAUAAUCCAGCCAUUUGUGACCUACUGAUCUGUCUUAAAAAGCUUAUGAGCUGCUUCACUGCUGAGCCUCUGUGAUUAUAUGCUGCUUACUUGGGCCUCAACGUCCUUUAGGGCCAAAAGAAAAACAAAUUUCAACCCCUAAUGCUGUUUGGAAAAACAACUUACAAGCGAUGUGUAUGUUAACGUUUUAAUUUAUCCGUUAUCUGACAACUUAAACUAUUUUUAGCUCUACUUCACUCCGCAGUACAGCUGCAGCCAGCUGCCAAAGACGAAACUUUCUACGACUAGGAAAGUCUGUAAUCAAUGGCCUGAGGGAGCAUCAUGAGUGGGUGAGACAGACAUGCUGUACAGGAAGUUUAUUUUUAAGACGGGUCUCAUAACAUACCAGGCCCAAUGGAGUAAACAAUACUAUAAUCAAGAAACAAGUAAAAGUUUGCCCAGAAUCUGGUACAGUUUAAUAAAGAUUAAGCAGGUGUUAGACUCAGCAGGAAAAGUGAUGACUUUGUGGAGGAUAUCGGCAGUAAACCAUCACCGUCUACUGUUCUGGUGUCGACGUUUUGCCUUUAGUUCUCUGAAAAUCAACAAUUACCUGAUAACUCGGCUACAACUGCGAAACAAAAUGAUACAAUUAUCUUGUAAUUAGCAUUGCUACAUGUGACAGAAAUGUACAACACUGUCAAAGAUCAGAGGAAACAAUGCUGAACAAACUAAUGCAGACAAAUUAGAUAUACAACUUUGGAUUAAAGGACAAUAUAAUUAUAAUUAGGGGUUUUGCUUUUUUACAAUCUUUGCGUGUAUAUGUAUAUUUGUUGUCAAUUUCUUGUAAAUAUGAUGAAACGCUGCCAGAAAAAUAAUAGCAUACGCAACUUAGUAUGUUAUUCAUCACUAAUAAUUAUGAAAGAAUGGUUUAAAGCUGCUUUCUCUGAUUUAAAUGACAGGGAGAGAAGUCAGGAUUGGCAUGAGUACAUUGCCAAUUUUAAGAUGCAAAUGACAACAAUGUUUGCCAUGAUAAUCAUCUUACAUUUCCUGAUUGACAGUGACCCCAAAAUAAAGUCACUUUUGCAGA
Molecule: messenger RNA, 4029 nt
Organism: Amphiprion ocellaris (clown anemonefish)
Lineage: Eukaryota; Metazoa; Chordata; Actinopteri; Pomacentridae
Gene: gfra4b
Product: GDNF family receptor alpha 4b
Exons: 8
Coding region: 377-1672 (431 amino acids)
Biological process (GO): nervous system development
Cellular component (GO): external side of plasma membrane; signaling receptor complex
Molecular function (GO): signaling receptor activity
Source: RefSeq, a predicted model, not a curated record